Molecule: messenger RNA, 2170 nt
Organism: Mizuhopecten yessoensis (Yesso scallop)
Lineage: Eukaryota; Metazoa; Mollusca; Bivalvia; Pectinida; Pectinidae
Exons: 5
Coding region: 748-1491 (247 amino acids)
Source: RefSeq, a predicted model, not a curated record
UUUAUUUUAAAACGGGGGUGUACGCCCAUUACGCCCUCACCUGGACCCGCCCCUGAGUAUGUAAUUGAUUUAGUCUGAUAUAUUUACAUUAUCGUUAAAAUGGAAAUAGAAAGAAGUUAUUUCGAAUUUCCAAAUCUGCACAGAGCAUAUAGCCUGAACAUUACUCAGUACAUCAAUAAAGUACACUAUAAUAGUUACUCAAAAUAUCUCAUACUAAUUUGGAGAGUUACAUGUAGCUAUUACAUGAAAAGAGUAUCUUCAAAAUUACAUUAAUUUUGAACAUAUAAACUCCUACCUUUUCUAUAUGGUCAACCCCUCCAACAUGUCUGCCAGAACUGAUUUUUCACUCAGGUGAGUUGCACGGGCAGGUAAGAAAGGUCACAUGACCAACAGGUAAGUAUGGGGUUACAGGUCACAAACAGGUCACAGGUUACAGAACAAAACAUAAACAACAGCACAUGGCACUGAACAACUGACACAUGGACAAUGGCACUGAACAAGACUAGAUACUACAAACAAUACAUGUACACCUGAACAAACAAGACAUAAUUACAUAUUAAACUCCACUCAUAUUACUUCAUUCAUCCACCUUUCGUAAAACAUAAUUUAAUUACUAACACUAUCCAUGAUACUUGGACAGGCUAUCCCUGCCACAGACUCAUAACAGAAGAAAUUUUGGUACCAUACACAUUGUCAGCAACGUGUAACCGCUUGCACUUAUUAGGUAAAAGACAAUAGCAUGACGUCAUGAUCGGUAAAAUAGAUAUACCCACUUGUGACGUCACAUACUUGUUGCUAAGCUGCUUAGCUAUCGGCGAAGGCGGAGAUGAUCAGUCUCUCCCCUGCUAUUUACUUCUUUUGUUUCAAUCUUCGAUUACCACAAUGAAUAUCGGGUUAUUCUUGAUAUUUGUGGUAAUGGUGUGCGCCAUGCACCAAUGGGUUGCUGUAUAUCGGGACCUUAUGUGCGUGAAGCCCGAGCUAGGAUAUGCCAAAAGAUUGUUAUAUUAUUUCACCACAAGUGAAAUUGAGAAAGUCUGUCCAACGGUUACCGAUCUGACAUGGCGAAUUGGAAAUGAAGUAUUCUAUGAUCUCAUGUGUGUGAUUCUUACCCUGCUAUUGGGCUAUGUGCCGUCGGUCGGAAAAAUCGUCAAAGAGAAAUGGUCCGCCGCCGUGUCGAUGUUCCAAGAAUGGAGAGCUCGUCCUUCCCUCUGCCGUCACUGCGGUACUGCCCCGUGUCAGGUUAAAAGGGGAUCCUUGUGGAAGCCCUCCGGUACUCGAAAGAAGGACGUGGCGAAUUUCGCAAAAAGGUCAAACGCCAUGAUGUUGUUUUACUAUGGACUAGAGUUGUCCGUGGUACUCACCAAAGAGCUGCCAUGGAAUAACCUGUACUUGGAGAGGAAAAUCGUCCAGCAUUUUGAGGAGGAGCAUAUGGUAUUGUUUCCAGUGUGCAUCCAGCGUCAGAUUAACUACUGGUACCCUGUCCCUCGCUAGAUUCGUUGCACCGUUCAAAGAGAAGAAUGCGGAUGGCAGUCAGUGAUGGAAUAGAAAUGUGAUUGACGUCACAGCCUCGAUUUGGCUGUCUUAGGGUUUUUGUCACGAUUAGUUCCAAUAUGAAUGUUUUUCAACAGUGAUAUGUAUAUUGUACUUAUAUUUAUUGGAUGUCUAAAAGUAGCUUUGUGGGUGUGGAUAGUUAGUGAACUUCUGGGGAACUUUUGUAGCUAGUGUUGACCAGCAGUGGUCCAAUUUAUAAAUCUUCGUUUUUUUGUAAGAUUGGUUAGUUGCAAACAUGGUUCUAUUGACCAUCAGAGGUGGUUUGAGGUGUGUAGCCGUAAAUUGGCCAUUUGGCAUUUGUCAGUUUGCAGGCAGUUCAUCUUGACCGAUAGGAUUUUCGCUGAUUUUGCUAAUUUUGCUAUUUUAUCGCAAGGUUCUAACGGCGUCGGGUCCUGACAGCAAUUGGUUCCCUGUAUAUAUGUAUUUUCGCUAAUCUAAAUGGAUCUGCAAUGACCACAUAUGAUGGCCAGAUGGUAUUGUCGUGGUCAGAUAUACACGCGGUCAAGCUGACCACCUGGUUAUGUAAAAUUACCAAUAUACAAAAUUCUGUCCAUUUUGUUUUGGUCACUUUUGCGUUGGAGAAUUUUUUAUCCGAACAAUUAUGUGAUCAAUAAAAUAU